Messenger RNA from Coregonus clupeaformis (lake whitefish), 506 nucleotides. RefSeq names its product protein krueppel-like. Lineage: Eukaryota; Metazoa; Chordata; Actinopteri; Salmoniformes; Salmonidae. The record is from RefSeq and is a predicted model, not a curated record. Gene Ontology annotation, cellular component: nucleus. The transcript has 2 exons. Gene Ontology annotation, molecular function: sequence-specific DNA binding; DNA-binding transcription factor activity, RNA polymerase II-specific. Gene Ontology annotation, biological process: regulation of transcription by RNA polymerase II. The annotation marks the transcript as partial.
UCUACAGACACACCUGUUGGGAGGCCACACCCCCAAAGACUUACCUGACGGAAGAGACGGCCCACAAUCUGGAGAGCUCAGGUGCCCUCUCUGUGCGUUCUCCACCAGUCGGCCUGUCUCCAUGGUAACACACAUGCGCUCGUCGCACUCGACGACGGAUCAGCACCGCUGCCGCAUCUGCCAAAGGUCGUUUCUGGGGCAACCGGAGCUCCAGACCCACGUCAGGUGUCAUCGUCAGGGCAACCAGUACCGCUGCGAGAGGUGUGGACACCUGGCCCGAACAGCCAAUAAGCUGAUAGAACACGUGCGUGUUCACACUGGGGAGCGACCUUUCACCUGCGACCUCUGCCCUUACAGCGCCAAGCGCCGAGACAGCCUCCGCCUGCACUACCGACUCAAACACCCCGAACACACACCCUCACACGGACACACACAUGCAGGACCGCAUAUGCACCGGUCAGCCCUGAAUCCCUCUCCUCCUCUACCCUCUCUUCCUGGUUUUAAGG